Messenger RNA from Trichoderma atroviride IMI 206040, 735 nucleotides. RefSeq lists its product as uncharacterized. Gene Ontology annotation, cellular component: nucleoplasm. Gene Ontology annotation, molecular function: mRNA binding; N6-methyladenosine-containing RNA reader activity. NCBI's taxonomy places the organism in Eukaryota, Fungi, Ascomycota, Sordariomycetes, Hypocreales, Hypocreaceae. Gene Ontology annotation, biological process: regulation of alternative mRNA splicing, via spliceosome; mRNA splicing, via spliceosome. The record is from RefSeq and is a predicted model, not a curated record.
AUGGCCCGAGGAGGUCGCUCAGCCCUCGACACCUACACAAGGUAUUUCAAACACUCAUGCCAAAGGGACUCAAAGCGACCCUCGUUGACAAAAUCAAUAGAAGCACGAUUCUUCUUAGUCAAGUCUUUCAACUCGAUGAACGUUGAAAUGGCCCAGCGAGACGGACUAUGGAUCACAAAAGCUGAAAACGGCCCCAUGCUAAGCUUCGCCUUUAAACAAUGCAAAACCGUCUAUCUCAUCUUCUCCAUCAACAAGUCAAAGGCAUUCCAAGGCUAUGCUCGCAUGACCACGGCCCCUGAUCCCAACAUCGCCCCAGCCAAAUGGAUGAGCAACAUCAGCUGGAAAGCCAGCCACCCCUUCCGCAUUGAGUGGCUCAACACUCGCCGCACCGCCUUCUGGACGCUGGGAGACCUUAAAAAUGCCUUUAAUGACCACGCCCCUGUCUUUGUCGGUAGAGACGGCCAGGAAUAUCCCGAAGACUGCGGGCGCAAGAUUCUAGAGGUAUUGGAUUCAAGUUUGGAAGAGACUAAGAGUGGCGGUGAUUCUCCCAAGGCAGCUCCGGCUUCCCCGUGGGCAACUCCGGCUAGCCCGCGUUCACAUGCAAAGUCUGGCAAGACGGAGGCUUUGAGUUGGCGACGCGAAGAACCGUCCGGCUGGCGCUGGGAUGAAACGGCCCCUGCUCAUACGUGUUCUGAGGUGGCGGAUGACAUGCCCUUGAUAGAGAUAGAGUACUGA